GGGUGAAUAACUUGGCAUGUGCACAAUCGACGGCGAUGUCUCCUCCUUGCCACGCACCCAACCCUUCCUCCCACCGGAGAUCUGGUACAGAUGCUUUGAAUUGGCCACAUACGUGCCCACAUCUUUGAACAUCUCUAUCCAAGACCCCUUCGACCCUUCUCUGCCUCCUUCCGAGUACCACUUCCCUUCCACGGACGUCGUCGUUCAGCAGACCGAGCUCCGAAAGUCUCUCCCCAUCAGGCGUUCCCUCGUCCUCGUCUGCAAGACAUGGAACUCCAUCGCCACUCGCCUCCUCUACCGCUCUCUCUUCAUCGACCGCACGAACGACCUCUCUCCUCUCCGCUCCACCCUUCUUGCCUCCCAACAAAAUGUUCUUUCCGCCGGGCUCGGAAUCGAACAUUCUCUCGGUUCCUGCACUCGUAGAGUCGACAUUGUUCUCCCUUCCCUGUGCGAUAACGACGGUGCGAUGAAGAUCCUGCUCGAACCCUUGGCUGAUAUCUUCUCCUGCCUACCCUCCCUGCGUUCGCUCUUCAUCCUCGCAUGUGCGGGUCGUGCGCUUCGCGUCAUGCCGGACUCUAUCAUCAAUGCCAUCGCCGAUACGUGUUCCGGAACGCUGCAGAGGAUAUGCUGGGACUCGGAGAGCACGGUUCUUCCGAUGAGAGAGACGUAUAGAAGUCUCUUGAGGAGAUCGAAGAGGUUGAAGACGAUCGACAAUGGGCUAUACGCUUGGGCAGCGUCGUGUCCUCUGUCGAUGGGUGGCCCGCAGACAGAAGAAGGGACGCUGCAGGAGUUGGAUUGUCUGGCUUUAGAGCCAUGGUUCAACUGCAACUAUGAGCCCACGCUAGAGCAUGACUCCUUGUCCAGCAUACCGCCCCCUUAUCCCAAUCUACGUAAGAUCAUCCUCCGAGUCUCAACAGUCCUCACACACCACUGUCUCUCCCACUCCCUCGCAAUCCAAGGACCCAUCAUAACCACCGCCUACAUCCACCUCACAAACCCACAAGCCCUGCCACCAACACUCGUCCUCCUCUCCACCCACUGCCCUAACCUCAGACACCUCAUCAUCCAGCUCCCUCGCACGCUCGAAUAUCUCCCGCCUUUCUCCGUACCCAAGACUGUCACGCAUCUAGGCAUAUAUAUCGAUGGGUCGGCGUCGACUAUUGGGUUUUCACAGGUAUUUAACCGGCUGGCGGGUACAGACAGGAGCGGGGGUGAGGGUGCGAACGCGACAGAGGUUUCGACGGGCUUGGUGGUGAGGUUCUUCAACUCCGAGUCGCUGGGCUUUUCCAGAAUGCGGAGGUACCAUGGACCGUUAUUGGCGGAGGGCGUGAACCGGUUGCAGGCGAAGGGCUGGAUCGUUCAGGAUUGGGAGGGGAAGGCAUUAGAAGUUGGCUUGGGUAGUAAUUGGUUCAGAGAAAUGGGCCUAUCAACUUAGAAUUAGAUGUUCGUGUAUCUCUGAGCAGUGCGAGCUUUUUGUUCUGAACCCACGGGGCAAAGAAACAGUUUAAUUUGAUG
Stereum hirsutum FP-91666 SS1 is the source of this 1515-nucleotide messenger RNA. RefSeq lists its product as uncharacterized. The record is from RefSeq and is a predicted model, not a curated record. Bases 17 to 1435 code for a protein of 472 amino acids. Lineage: Eukaryota; Fungi; Basidiomycota; Agaricomycetes; Russulales; Stereaceae. The transcript has 2 exons.